CACAUCCAUCCAUCACGUUUUACGUCAGAAAUCGGAAAAAGUAUUAAUUUUGUGCUUUCAAGCAUAAAUUCCGAUAAACAAUUAUUCGAAAUUGCUAUUAAUAUACGAACUAACAUUAGGACAAUAAAAGAGUGGUCUUCAAUCUUACGUAGUGUUGUGUGACGUUUGUUAGUUUUGGUCGAACAGUAACGCGGUUAAACAAUUUUAAAUUGGUCAGGAGGUCUUUAAUUAAAGAGUUUACGCCUCCUCGGUAGUGCGUGUGACGAUCGGCAUUCGUUUGGCUGGCUGUAUAUCUUUAUAUCGAUGCUGACCAGUUGGUGCAGGAUGUUACACCAUUGGGCACCGGCGUAUUGUAUUCUCCGAUGUGUUUAUUUCGUCGAAUAGUUACAUGAGCGAUUCCUCAGCCGAAGUAACAGACUGGAAAACCAAUCCCUAUCCUUCCAUUAUCCCCGUACUUCCAUCAUUCCAAGCUUCCAUCCUAACGUCAUUCCAUUUUUGAAUAUUUUUAUAGCGAAUUUUUUAAACGCCUCAAAAUUGAUUCUGAAAAUAAAAACACGUCCGCUCCGCACGGCAGCCAGGACGCAAAUGACGAUCCCCCAACCCCCGCGACGGACCCGCGCGAUGCUCUGACUACCCUCACAAUGAGUUCCUCCCCAGUUCUGGAGCUGUCCUCGCCAUCCACCACUCCGUCGUCGCCAGCGUUGAGAGCGGACGUGCAUUUUCACACGUCCACGCCCAAUUAUAUUGGGAAGAAGCAGCACCAGCCUCUGAACGUGGUCCUCCCUUCCACUGCGCCGGCCACACCACCGACCUACGGAGAGCCAACUCUAACCCCGCCCCCCCGCUCGCCUGGCACCGCCGUUGCCACCCCAGCUUCGGGUGACGGUCGCAACCACCCCCCUGACGGCACUUCUUCGGACAAGUCAUCAGAAACAGCGGUGGGUGGUAUAUCACGCACUGCUAGCACGGCACUAUCCCGCAAAGAGAGCUACAAGGCGCAGCGGCAGCACUAUAGGAGAGAGAAGAAGCGAGCCGCGUCGGCACUACUACAUUCGAUAGAGGACCCGUCGGUCGUCGUGCUCGCUGACUGGCUCAAGGUAUGUACAUAUCAAACUAGGAGAGAGAGAGAGCACUAUGAGAGAGAGAGAGGGGACUAUAGGAAAGAGAGAGCACUAUAGGAGAGAGAGGAUGGUAUAUCGCGCACUGCUAGCACGGCACUAUCCCGCAAAGAGAGCUACAAGGCGCAGCGGCAGCACUAUAGGAGAGAGAAGAAGCGAGCCGCGUCGGCACUACUACAUUCGAUAGAGGACCCGUCGGUCGUCGUGCUCGCUGACUGGCUCAAGGUAUGUACAUAUCAAACUAGGAGAGAGAGAGAGCACUAUG
Messenger RNA from Ostrinia nubilalis (European corn borer), 1383 nucleotides. RefSeq names its product oxysterol-binding protein-related protein 8-like. The transcript is spliced from 5 exons. The coding region runs from base 642 to 1178 and encodes 178 amino acids. The record is from RefSeq and is a predicted model, not a curated record. NCBI's taxonomy places the organism in Eukaryota, Metazoa, Arthropoda, Insecta, Lepidoptera, Crambidae.